GCGCGCGCUCCCAGGCGCAGGCCGCGUCCCCGCGUCUGUUUCCCCCCACCCCACCCCCCAAAUGAAGGACCCCCCAGCUGCGGCCGAGGGGUCGCCGCCCCCCGACGGCGGAGGCUCGGAGGAGGAGGAAGAAGACGACGGAGAGAAAGAAGAAGGAGAAAAAGGAGGAGAGGAAGAAACGCAGGCCGAGGGCAGUAGCAGCAGCGCUGGCAGAAGAGCUUCAGCGAACAGGGAGCCCUGCCAGCCAAUCAUGAAGCCCGAGGGCUCCGAUUCGCCAGCCUCUGAGUCGUCGCCCUCUGAGGAUCCUCCCCCGGCCCUCGCCGCCGAGGUCAAGGUCAAGACCGAGACCCCCGAUGACUUUGCCUGGCCCCCCAGUGCCGAGGAGGGGACCCGGAAGGGGGCCCGGGGGGCCACCGCAGGCGGGGCCCCAGCCGAAAUCUGUGUGGUGCUGGGCGGGGUGCGCGGCCAGCAGACGCUCGGUAAGCUAGGCUCCUACGAGUGCGGGAUCUGCGGCAAGAAAUACAAGUAUUACAACUGCUUCCAGACACACGUCCGGGCACACCGAGACACGGAAGUGGCGUCGGGCGAAGGUGCUUCCCAAGGCAAUAAUUUCCGGUACACCUGCGACAUUUGCGGGAAGAAGUACAAAUACUACAGUUGCUUCCAGGAACACCGCGACCUACAUGCGGUGGAUGACCCCUACGACCAAUCGCUGGUCGCGAAAGACGAGGUGAAGGAAGAAGAACCUGAACCUUUUCAGAAAAUCGGUCCAAGUAUGAAUUUCCGGGUUUCGAACUUAAAGACGGGCAGCUACACGUGCGAAUUCUGUGGCAAGCAAUACAAGUAUUACACACCCUACCAGGAACACGUGGCUUUGCACGCGCCAAUCAAAUAUUCCCGCUCUCCGCUCCUGGUGGCCGUCAAGACGCAUGCCGGGAAGAAGGCCCCGCCCCCGGCCGCCUCCAUCAUCCGAUGUUCGGCCCUCCUGCACCGGGCACCAUCCGGGGCGUCCCAGCUCCAGAUGUUCCGGGCACCGAAUUCGGGAUCGCCGGGAAGCAAGGCCACCACGGAAAGCGUCUUCAGCCGGAGGGUGGAGAGCAAGAUGCAGAACAACUACGACGAAACCAACAGCAGCUCCCAAAACUCCAGUGAGCCGUACACCUGUGGUGCUUGCGGGAUUCAGUUCCAAUUCUACAACAACCUUCUGGAACACAUGCAGUCUCACGCAGCCGACAAUGAAAACAGCAUGGCCUCACACCAGCCUCGUUCCCCACCCCCCGCCGCCCCUGAGGAGAAGUGGAAGCCGCCCCCGCCAGCGCAACGCGACACCGCAGACAACGCUGUCCCAGAAAAGGAGCGGCAGGUCAUCGCCGAGCGCCUCCUGCGUCUGCUGUGCGCCGAGCCGGCGUCCCUGAGCGUCGUAUCCGGCCCUGAGUUUCUGAAGCUGGCACAGGUGCUGGUCGACAGCGGCGCACGGCACGGGGCCUUCCCCGCCGCUGAAGCCCUCGGGAACCUUAGCGCACUGGCCUUGCAGCAACUGCCCCGUAUGUACAACCAGGCCAAGGUGAAAGUGACCUGCGCACUGGGCACCGGGGCCUGCCGCGGCAUUGGCGUGACAUGCCAUGCCCAGGGGGCCGGCCCCGAUUCCUGCCAUGUACUCACAGCACACCGAGCUGAGGCCGGGCGCAUCCGAAGCUACGUCCUCGCUGUUCGCGGAGGCACUGGAGGUGAGCCGAUCCACCGCUGGGCGCAGAACGUCCUCUCAGAGUUUGUGACGCCCGAGACGCGUGCCGCCUAUGUCACUGAUGGAUCCAGCGCCCACGCUUUCUCCAAAGCCGGACUGGGCCUCCGCUGCGCCGCCUGCGCACUCAAUGCCGCGGUCCGCGGCGUGCUCAGCCCACGGGCUCUGCAAGCGCGGGGCAUGCCGGAAGUCUCAGAGCUGUUGGGCGCCUGCCAGGACCUGGCUGGCUCGCCAGGCGCUGCAGCCGAAGCCUUCGGCUCUCCGGCGCCGCCAUGCUGGGACUCGCCGGCAGACGCUCUUCUGGCUGUCCACGAGCGUUAUGAGCAGAUUUGCGAGUUCUACGGCCGCGGGCAAGAGGCCGGCGCCAACCCGGCACCGCCGGGGCUCAACCGCCCGCUGCUGGCCAAUCUGGCGGCGCUGCUGGCGCCUGUCAAGCAGGCGGUGUCCGAGCUGGGCGCUGAAGGCCGGCCCACCCUCCAGCUGGUCUUGCCCACAUAUGUCCGGCUGGAGAAACUCUUCACAGCCAAGGCGGGUGAUGCCGGGCCAGUCAGCAAGCUGUGCCACCUCUUCUUGGAGGCCCUGAAAGAGAACUUCAAGCUGCACGCUGCCCACAAGGUGGCCAUGGUGCUGGACCCGCGGCAGAAGCUGCGCCCAGUGCCACCCUACCAACACGAAGAGAUCGUUGCCAAGGUGUGCCAGCUGCUGGGCGUCUCAGAUGAGGCAGAACCCGAACCCGCUGCCGCCAAAAAGCCCCGGGGUGACUCCGACGAGCCGCCGCCCACCGACGAGGCUGAAGUCUACAGCUACCUGCAGGAGCCCCUGGCGACGACCCCCGACCUUUUCCAGUACUGGUCAGGUGCCCAGCACCCGCGGCUGGCGAAGCUGGCAUUUUGGCUGCUGGCCGUGCCUGCUGUUGGCGCUCGUACUGGUUGCGCCCGCCUGUGCGAGCAGGCGGUUCUGAUCCGGCGGCGGCGGCUGCUGGGCCCUGAGGACGCCAACAAGCUCAUCUUCCUGAAGGCCAACAUGCCUUAAGCAGGUGGUGAAGGGCACCUCGACCGGGGUGGGCGCCCGUAUUCCGAUGUGUGUGUGUGUGUGUGUGUAUAUAUAUAUAUAUGUAAAAGGGCAUUUGGGAGAGGGGAGGGUGAGGGUGGGGGGUCCCGUUCCCACCAAUCCCCUUCCUCUCCGCGGAGGCACCGGACUCGGGCCGAACCCGAACUCAGGGCCGAACUGAAACUUGGAGCCAAACUCGGGGCCGAACUUGAACUUGGGGCCGAUACAGUGUUCCUCCAGGCAGCUUGGCUGCUCCGCCAACUUGAACUCCUCUCUGGUUUUCGGUAAGCUGUUUCUCUGCCCUGUCGGACCCACCCCCACUUCCCAUUUCAGGAUCGGGGAUCCGGAAGGGGCGGGGCAAAAGAAGCUCUGCCCCACCCAGAAGGUCACUUCCUGUCAAAGCCCCGUGCCACCGAGCCUCCUCCUUCCUCGCUCCCGGCUGCCCCGUGGCCCCAGUCCCAUUUCCCAUCUCGAGUUUCCCAGAAUUACCUUUUUCCUGCCCGAGUCCCGGAAUAACCAAUGGGGGGGGUUCCUGUGGGAUCGCCUUCUCUGCCCGUCAAUUUCCCCACCUGUUGAGAUCGGGGUAUACUUCCAAAUACUCUGGAAAAGAAUUUCCACGGGAAAGCGCCUCUUGAACUCACCUCCGAGGUUUCCUGCUGGUCUCAGGAACAGGAAAUUAUUAUUAAUAAUAGUAGUAGUAGCAGUAAAUAUUUAUUUCAAUGUUAUUCAAUAUUCUAUUACUAUUAUUAUUAUUAUUAUUAGAAACAUUGUUUAUGAAAUUUCCCUUUUUAAUAUGAUCAAUAAUAUUUUAAUAAAUAAUAAUAAUUAAUAUUCCCUUUAAAUAGGGAAUUUUACGGGGGGAGUUAUAAUUCCAAAACCAACUGGCCCUGUUAGCAAAGGAUUAUGGGAGUUAUAGUUCCAAAACCAGCUUGCCCUGUUAGCUAAGGAUCAUGGGAGUUGUUGUUUGAAAAUCAACUGCCCCUGUUAGCUAAGGAUCGUGAGUGUUAUAGUUCAAAAACCAACCGGUUCUGUUAGCUAAGGAUCUUGAGAGUUAUAAUUCCGAAACCAACUGGCCAUUAGCGAAGUAUUAUGGGAGUUCUAGUAACAAAACUAACUAGCCUUGUUAGCUAAGGAUUAUGGUAGUUCCAAAACCUCCAGAGGUUGCUAUAGGGCAACAAAACGCAACAAGGGCGGGAAAGUUUGGGGGGAAAUGGAGAGAAGGAAUAACUUCGGGAGAAAUGGGAAUUAAAAAAAUUCCGGGGCGCAUAAUUCCCAGAUUACUACUAUUAUUACUCGGUCCAACAGGUCUCCUUUCGUCCAUUUAUUCCGGUUUUCAGGAUGCCGAUCUCUUCCUUUGAACCAGAGAAUCCGAUAUUUCUGUUACUAUCCCCCCCAAAAAAAUAUUUUAAAAACACAGCGACCCGGGUGCAAAUUUUGCAGGACAGAGGGGGAUUUGCGAGAAAUCCCAGGAGAGAAACAGCAGAAAAAAGCCGAUAUUUCUGUUAUUAUCCCGAAUUAUUAUUUUUAAACACAGCAACCCAGGUGCGAAUUUUGGGGGACGGAGGGGGAUUCGCGAGAAAUCUCGGGAAAGAAACGGCAGAAAAAAGGAGAUUUAAAUAAAAGUAUAUACUGGUGGGGGGGGGGGAGAAAAUGCAUAUUUUUUUGGCCAGAGAUUUUUUCUACAGCUACGAAGGGAUAUUUUUCUUAAAUCCUCCUGAGUUGUGUUUUCCUAUUUCUUAAUGCCGGUAGCGUUAAUUUAUACUUUUGUAGCAACACACUAUUUUUAUAAGGACUCCACGGGGUUGUUGUCGCAAUUGAGGGGCCGGCGGGUGGGGUGGGAAAAAGAAUAUUGUACUGUAUUUAAAAAAGGAAAAAGUUACUGUCACGCUUGCUGUGUGUUAAUAAAACGAGAGUCUAACUCGU
Molecule: messenger RNA, 4714 nt
Organism: Zootoca vivipara (common lizard)
Lineage: Eukaryota; Metazoa; Chordata; Lepidosauria; Squamata; Lacertidae
Gene: ZNF618
Product: zinc finger protein 618
Source: RefSeq, a predicted model, not a curated record